Messenger RNA from Oncorhynchus kisutch (coho salmon), 564 nucleotides. RefSeq names its product histone-lysine N-methyltransferase SETDB2-like. Lineage: Eukaryota; Metazoa; Chordata; Actinopteri; Salmoniformes; Salmonidae. Gene Ontology annotation, biological process: negative regulation of gene expression; heterochromatin organization. The transcript has 4 exons. The coding region runs from base 25 to 429 and encodes 134 amino acids. Gene Ontology annotation, molecular function: histone H3K9 methyltransferase activity; protein binding. The record is from RefSeq and is a predicted model, not a curated record. Gene Ontology annotation, cellular component: nucleus.
CUGCCAGUCCAACCUCUAACAGGCAUGGAGGUUGAGGAGGCUGUGGAGCAAGAGAAUGGGGUACAGAAGCCACAGCUGAAUUCCCAACCACACAUGAAAGAAGUGGAUGUGAAGCUGUCUGUGUCCACAAGCCCCCAAAAACUUGGCCCAAAGCAGAACCCUAUGGAGCACCUGUAUUACCUAGAUGCCACGAAGGAGGGGAACGUGGGAAGGUUCAUAAAUCACAGCUGCGACCCCAACCUAUUUGUGCAGAACGUCUUCACUGACUCUCAUGAUCCAAACUUCCCCGUCAUUGCAUUCUUCACCAGCAAAGUGGUGAAGGCGGGGACUGAGUUGACCUGGAACUACUCCCACAGCCCUGACAGUGACCUGGAACAGAAAGUGACAUGUCAGUGUGGCUGUGAAGGCUGUCAGGGACUGCUGGCCUGAACCUUGAGAUGAACACAAAACAAAAUACUCCUUUAUAGCCUGCUUCUAGACCAAUUACAUAGUCAGUUUGUGCUGUAAACAAAUCUGCCUUCAGACCAGGCCACAAUGACCCCAAGAUGUGUAUGAUGGUGGACA